Dermacentor silvarum is the source of this 3186-nucleotide messenger RNA. RefSeq names its product flavin reductase (NADPH). The transcript has 5 exons. The record is from RefSeq and is a predicted model, not a curated record. NCBI's taxonomy places the organism in Eukaryota, Metazoa, Arthropoda, Arachnida, Ixodida, Ixodidae. The coding region runs from base 87 to 707 and encodes 206 amino acids.
UUUAUCGUCUGCAGCGCAAAACGCAGGGCAGGUGCAAGUACUCAACACAAGCUCGGCUGCACGUAUCGCGAUAGUUUGCGCGCAACAUGGCUCCUACGAUGAAAAAAGUUGCUAUAUUCGGAUCAACUGGUUUCACAGGACAAGCGGUGCUUGACUACGCUGUGAAGAAAGGGUACGAGGUGACCGUGCUCGUGAGAGAUGCCUCUCGGCUGCCGAAAGAAACCACUCCUCACCACGUGGUUGUGGGUGACGUGUUGAAGAAGGAGGACGUCGACAAGGCUGUCAAGGGCCAGGAUGGCGUCGUUGUGGUCCUUGGCACAAGAAACGACACAAGCCCCACUACUGCUCUGUCUGAUGGACUGAAGAAUAUCCUGCAGUCGAUGUCUGACCACGGGGUAAAGCGCAUCUCGGCCUGCGUAUCGUCCUUCCUGUUUUGGGAACGCGCCAAGGUGCCGCCAAAGUUCAUACCAUUGACAGAGGACCAUGAGCGCAUGUACGAAGCGCUAAAGGCUUGUGACCGCGAGUGGGUCGCCAUCUUUCCACCCCACAUUGCAGAUGAACCGGCACGUGGUGGCUACAAGAUGGUGAAUGACGCUCCGGUUGGCAGGGCCAUCUCCAAGUUCGACCUGGCUGAAAUCCUUGUCAAUGCCCUCACUAUGGACGAGCAUGUUGGACACAGCGUUGGCAUCGGCUACCCAACAGCCUGAGCAGACUUUGAUGGCACACUUUGUUCCUAGAAGCAUUCCUACCAUUUUGCUGGGCUCAGUUACUCCCCACUGUAAUUUUGCAGUAUAUAAUGUUCGAACCCUCUUCCAUGGUGCAGGUGCAGCUGUUGUGCAGAGAAAUCUUUUUGUAUGCGUGUGAUACAGCACAAAUCAUUUCGGGCUGCCAUUAAGUGUCAGUAUGGUUAUCUGUCCCUGUGGUGUAAAUUUAGCCUUUCCUGCAUAAAGUGGCAACAACCAUCCGAAGUGCCAGUACAAUAAAAGGCAUGUCUUCCUACUUAAGGACACUUUUGAUCAAACCUGUGUUGUUUAUUUUAAAUGUUUUUAUGGGGUGCCUUGGUUUGGGGGCAUGAUGGUAUUAUUCAAUUGUAUAUCUUUUUUGUUUUUUCGCUUCUUCUGAUUUAAUUUUUUAGCUUAUUCUUGGCCCAAUAAGGAUCUACAAUGGACUUAAUCAUCAGUAGAGUUGGGAUAACAUGAACAGGAAUGUCACUAAAAUCAGGACAGAAAACACACAUAAAAUUAGGGCAAGUUCCUGGACAAUGCCUGGACCACUGAAUAGGUUCACCUUGUUUUUUUUUUGUUUUUUUUUUGGUACGUAUUAAAACGUAUAUCGUGCUCUGCCAGCCAAAAACACAUGCAGCUUUGGUCUCUACCAUUGAAGGAAAUUGUUAGGAACAUCUCAAGCAUCUGCUCACUCAGUCUGUGUUUUCUUUGUCGAGAUUCUUGAAGUUGGAGAAAUGGUCUCUCUACUUCUACAGAAACAAGAGGUGAAAACCUGGGAGCUCGCUUUGCGCCCUCGUUGUAAUUGCAAUUCGCUGUUCUCGCAAAUUCACACCCUCAUUGUUGGGGUUUUUUCUCGUGUGACUUGGAAAGCUUUUCUUUAGCAGGAUGUCCAACUUUGCUGCUGCAGAAUUCAAAAUUUAAAGCUGUGCCUCUACAUCAAGGCCUGUUUCGCGGUUGCAUGCGGUAGAAAUUCGUACAACUCAAUGUUGUGUAAUUCACUGGGAAGAGUGCGGCUGGUUAGGCUUUCUUGCAGUGUCUUCGUGGCAGCAGUUGUCAAGUUCGAUAUUUCUUUCACAAAGUUUGAUUUCUUGCGGUGGUUUUCUGCACAGUACAUGGCUGCUCGUAAGAAUGCUAGGAGUUAGGAAGUUGGCUUUAAGGAACACAGAGAAUUAAAUGCUGCUUUUGUUUCUCGUAUAUGGGAUAUACAAACGCAACUGUGCUCAAUGUACAUAUAUAUACAAUAUCUGGACAACAGGGGCAACUUGUAAUUUUGCGGGACAUCCAAUGUGAAUUUGGGACAAUUCGGGACAACAAAGUUGCUGAACGCAAGGUGCAAUCUGUUUCGUAGAUGUCUCUUUGUAGCUGACACUGUUAUCUAUCGGGACAUUUUUCGAAAACGGGACAUGUCCCGGGAAUCCCAACACUAGUCAUCAGUAAGCCUCAAUUUGCAUAUUAUGAGCUUAUGUGUUAUUAUAUGGUGAUCAGUGCUUAUUAAGAUUGUGCGGCCACAUGGCUGCCCUGUAGCUCCUUAUAGUUCAAAUUUGUUCCAAAAAUUAAGUGUUUUCUUCACUCACAACUCUGGCUUCAAAUGCACUAUGCAAAACUCUUUUACAUUCAACAGUGUUGACCUUGUAGUGACAAUGCUCCCAGAUGGCUUUUCAAAGUUUCCAGGGUAAUUCUGUGAACCGUUUACUGAUGCCCCGCCCCUACUUGCUGCUUCACUGAACACACAAUGUCCUACUUCUUUCUUCCCCGGUGCACUGCUAUAUAAAGUGACUGUGCCGAGCCCAGUAAUGUAAAUUCUUAGAAGUUGUUAAAAUCCUCUGCACAGUGAUUCUGGACACUGACACAUUCCUUGCAGAAUUUUCAAGACAUGGAGUGGUAUUUAGGCCUUCCUGGCAAUCUGUUUUUGCUACUGUGAAGUGGAGCUGCGUGUGUAAAUAGCACUGGCAUGUGUGUCAUUCUUUAAUACCAUGCCCUUAACGACAACCGAUUGAGCAUGGAUAAAAGUUUCGGGCAAAUUGGUAACUCGUGGCAUAAAAUGAGCAGUGUCGAAGACUGUGUUUGUAGUCCGAGGUCGCGGGAUCGAAUCCCAGCCACGGCAGCCACAUUUCGAUGGGGGUGAAAUGCAGAAACAACCGUGUACCAUGCAUUGGGUGCACGUUAAAAAACCCAAGGUGGUCAAAAUUAACCCGGAGUCCCCCACUACGGCGUGCCUCAUAAUCAAAUCAUGAUUUUCACACGUAAAACACUAGAAUUACAAAUAAAUAGAUAAACUGUGUUUGUCAUUCUUUAUCUUGGCAACAUCUUCCACACUGUGCUCAAUUUAUGUUGGAGCAUGAUUGGAACGCACACAAAUGUGUUGACAUUAGUGCAUGCAUAUUUUGAGUGUUGUAUCAAGCAUCCUUUAUUUCUUGAGCAACAAGUGUGAGUGUAAUUUCGGUGAGUGCAAUAUUACGUA